This is a messenger RNA of Lytechinus pictus (painted urchin), 3332 nucleotides long. Its product is annotated as zinc finger protein GLIS3-like. NCBI's taxonomy places the organism in Eukaryota, Metazoa, Echinodermata, Echinoidea, Temnopleuroida, Toxopneustidae. The record is from RefSeq and is a predicted model, not a curated record. The coding region runs from base 1 to 519 and encodes 172 amino acids. The transcript has 3 exons.
AUGUAUGUUCCUAUUGAGAGUCACAGUUUAUCACCCAAGCAACCCCUCCCCUCCUCUCCUCAUCUGCCUGGCAUUGGAGGACCGCUCUCACCCUCAGCCACCUCACCCCGCCCAGUCUUCCGGCAGCCCUACCCCCCUGCCCAGCGCCCAAACAGCCGCCCCUCCCCCGGCAUCACUCUCCAGACCCUCCAACCAAUCAACCAACGUCAGCUGAGCAUCAAUGCCUUGACGGCUACCAAUAACAACAACAACAACAAUCACUUAGGCAAUAAGGGCCUGGUUAAGACCAGGGGGCUCACCAUGCUCGACAACUCCUGCCUCUCUCCGUUUGAUAACCUAGAGAGGGCGUUGUCUGCACAUUCCAUCGCAGAGAAAGGACUUGGUACAACAGGAGGGGACUUUCACAGCCCUCUGUUGACGGUAGGACCCUCGUCCGACGACAACAACCUCCUCCAAAUGAGUGCCAUCGAUCGAUGUCCCAGUCAGCUGUCAGCAGUCUAUGCCGAUGGUGCGUCGUGAUCCAGGAGGACGGGCACAAAACAGUGCAUUUAUUUUCAAUAUCAUGUAUUCUAUCUUAUUGCUAAAAGAGCUGUUCCAAUGCUUAUUAAUAUGCAAUGAGAUGACCUGUAGCUGCAAGACCUUUCUGAGGGACUUGGUGAUUCAAGGAUAUGGUGUAUCAUGGGGUAGAGGCUCGUCCCCUUGCUUGUGUCGUAUGGAAGUUUGGUUUGCAAUAGACAAUCGCAUGCGGGAUAUAAUGGAGAAACUAGCAAGGAAGAUCAUGUUGAAUUCCACGUUAUCAUGUACUCUAUCCAAUUGCUAAAAGAGUUUUUCCAAUGCUUAUUGGUAUGCAAUUAGAUGACCUACAGCUGCAAGUCCUAUCUGAGGGACGUGGUGGUUCAAGGAUUGCCUGUCGCCUUGCUUGCAUCGUAUGGAAGUUUGGUUGGUAAGCUGUAGACAAUCGCAUGUGGGAUGUAAUGGAGGGCCUCGCCUGGAAGACCAUGUAGUCAUAGCAUGUACAAGAGAUAGGCAACAUGAUGCACAGGCAUUGUCCCUCAAAGACAUACCCCAUGAAGCACUGCAUAUCUGGUGAUGUCCAUGCUGUCGGAUCAUCGGCUAGAUACAGUUGCUCUAAAGGCUGACAUAUUGGAAUGGUAAAGAAGCAGAACCGAUCAUCUUGGAAUGGCAGGAGCUAACAUCUCGCUGAGUUGUGCACUGUGAAGGAUAUAUAUAAAAUGUUGAUAUCCGGGUACUGAAGUUAAUCGUCACAAUGAUGUUGCUGAUGACUAUAUCCAUGGGCGUAAAUACGUAUCGUCAUACUAUUUAAGUGUGGGAGGGGGUGAUGCAAUACUUCACCCCCCCCCAACAAUAGUUUCACUGUUUUAAUUUACGCCAGUGACUAUAUCAAUACCUUGCAAGAGAACAAAGUUUAGAAUAAAGGAAGGAGUUAACUUAGAGGGAGAGAGGGCAGUCGAAUUCCCUUUCUACAAUUAAAGUGCCUUGUUAAUGUGAUGAUAUUAUGAAUAUAAAUCUGAUAUUCAGGGGUCGAAUUGAAAAAGAGCAAAUCAUUUGUUAAAUUGAAUCUAUAGUUAUGUAGUUAACAUUUUGAAUGAAACUAUCUAGUACUUUCCAUUUGAAAGGUUUUUUUCUUUUUUUACAGAAAUGAAAUUAAUAUUCUCGAAUUUUCUUGUUGUAUUGUUGAAUAUCCUGUUGUAUUUUUUCAUAAUUGAUUGAAUAUCUUAAAUUCUGACUGUAAUUUCCUAUUGUUUGAUAUAGCAAAUAAAUCAUUGAGAAUAAUUCCCACCGAAUCACUUGGUUAUAUAUAUAUAUUUUUUUAUACCAAUGUAGGCACCUAUCUGUAUUCUAACAGCAUUCUUUCAUCCAAGCAGGCAUCAUUCUCCCUCCGUUCUUUUUAAAGUUUUGUUUUAAGUCCGUCCACUAUACCAUAUCAACUGCCAAAUCAUUUUCUACUGUAGACAAACAGAUAUAGCAUAAACAUGUGGUUUGUGGUUAUCUAACAGAAUCAAGUAAUAUCAUAGCAUUUUUUUAUAUUUAUUUUCAUACACUUUACCUUGAAUAGAAUGUAUUCCAUGAAUUAUGAUUCACAUGUGAAAGGGGCCAAAUAUUGAAAUGUACAUAAUUUUUUCACAAGGAAUUAAUUUGAAACUGCCGUGAAUAAUAUUAUCAGUAGGUUGAUGAUAAACAAUUGGAUUGACAAUUUACCUUGACAUGUUGAUUUACCUGGGUAAUUUAGUUUAAUAAUUUAUGAAAUAAUUGUUGAUUUCAUUAAUUAGUUUUGGAACCAUUGAUGAAGUAGAGGUUUGGAAAUUCAGUUUCAUGCUGUAAUGAAAAGUUAUUUAAACAAAAUUGAAUUGAUGGUUUAUUUUAAGAACAAAUUAAAUUACAUUUAGCGAUGAUAGGAAUCCCUAUAUUUUUCUUAUAAUGAUUUUUCACUUUUAUUUUAGAUUUUUUUUUACAUAUUGCCAUCAAGGGAUAGAUAGUUUAAACCACAAUUAUUAUCCCAGCAAGUAUACAAAAUGAAUUCAAUUAUCUGUGUCUAUCAACUAGAAGAGAGACCUGUAUAAAAUGAAAUUAUAAACUCUUCAUUCCUAACGUAAUUCUGAAGAAAAAAAAGACAGAUAUAAGCACGGUACUUGAAUAAAACUUUAUAAUUCAAACUAUAGAAAAUAUCAAAGAUAUAUUCAAUAUUGGUACAUAUAUAUUUAUGAACACAAAUCAGUACAUAUAUAAUUAUGAAAACAAAUUUUGUAUGAAAAAAAUGGAAGUGUAUUUUAUUUUUAAUUUAGCAUUUUCUUAUUAAAGCUUGGUUGCAAAACAAUAUUGUGGAUGAGAAUUUAUUUUCUUUCUUUCUAAUACAGCACUAUAGAUGGCCUUUUCUGUAUUGAUAAAAUGAAUACUACAAUAAUUAUAAGGACAGAAUUUAUUAGUAGUCAUACGCUCUCUGCGGAGUGUUCAAGAAGCUAAUUGUCAUUAUUACCCUUGCAUUUUUACACUAGGAUUUAAAGAGUGAAACAAAUGAUUUCCUAUUAAAAUCAUGUAAAAGUAACCAAAAAUCAUUUAAUAUUUGAUGGAAAUUUAUAAGUGACAUGAUAUUUGAUACAAUAAGUCUUAAGUUGAUGCCAACUUUUCUUGCCCUUAAGUACUUGUACAUGUCAAUCAUAACCUAUAGAGUACUGAAUUAUGUCAUUCUCAUAGGCAUUGUUCACGGACCAAUAAUUUAUGGCAGGCAAAGAGUUAAUCAAUUCACUGAUAAUGUUUUGACUUAUUUCUUUUUAUAUUGGCAAGAUACUCUACUGUAUAAUGUAGCUAUCAUA